Paramisgurnus dabryanus is the source of this 6108-nucleotide messenger RNA. Lineage: Eukaryota; Metazoa; Chordata; Actinopteri; Cypriniformes; Cobitidae. The record is from RefSeq and is a predicted model, not a curated record.
GGGAGGGUAGGCGGCAGUUACAAACGCUCCUCUUAACUCCCUGACAGCCUCUGGCACUACUGAGAAAAAAAUCUCCAACCGUACAAGAGGAACUUGUUCAGCAGUGGACCUUUAUCAUGUUGAACUGACCAGUGUCUUUUAUCCUUCUGGAUUACCCUACAUAGCAACUUCUAAUAGAACGAGGAGUAAUCUUUCCCAUAAGGUACUUGAGGAAGCCACUAUGAUCAGCUUCGAGCGCCCUCCUCCAUUAGCGCUGAUGCAUCCUGGGAGAGAACCUCCCUCUGUGGCCAUCAUGCCUCUGAGAAACACCCACCACCAACAACUGCAUCACAGGAGGAGAACCAAGAGGAUGGAGAGGGGGAAACCUGGAUCACGCUCCAAGAAACUAGCCAUACUGUCCAGAUCUCUCAUCAUCUGUAGCUCCAGCACCAAUGAAGAGCCAUCGAGCCCAGAAGAGAGGAACUGCGAGGCCUGGGAUGAGGGAUGCUACAAAGACCCGCUGGAAGGGUCAAAUUCGGAAAAGUAUAUCACGAGGAGCAUCAGCUUGCAGACCUCCGCGCAAGAGCCUCAGAGGGGCCAAGAGGGCCCCAAGAGAGCCAUGAGGAGGUCCUUCUCCAUUAAGGAAAGCAGUUUCUGGAGAAUGUGUGUUGCCGCUGGGGAGGAGGGGCUACAUGUGGGCGAUAACAAACUUCUGUCCAAUGACAAUGGCGGCACUGUUGGUCAAGAUCUGCACAGGGACACUUAUAUCUACUUUGGAGACAGACUUACUCCAUUUAACGGACAGAUUGUAAACGAUCAAACUAAACUGGAGCCUGAUCCAGAGAAAAAGAGAACCACCAGUACUGAAGAUUUCUUUCCAUGUGAGAGCAGAACUCUGUUUACAAAGGUGAAUGAAUCAGACAGGCUUGGCUACAGUUAUGGAGAAAAGGAGUCGAUCGGAAACAAUAAUAACCUAAAGAUGCCAUUAAUUAGGGUUUCAGAAGAUAACAACAAGAACUGUGAAGAUGAGAGCGAUGAUCUGAACUGUCAAGAGACGUCCUGCAAGCGAUCUCGUUCCAACUCCACCAGCGUUCACCCAUACUGGAUCGGAGACUUGGACAGCAUCAUUAUGAAGACGCCAGAGCUGUUCCCGUGUCAUACGCACUCUACCGCAGGCUUUUACGGCAACCGGAAGUCUCUCUCUCAACAGCUGGAGUUUCCUCAUAGCAUUCCACAGGCAGUGGUCAGACCAUCUCGCUCUCUCAGUUCUGCACAUUUGGUCCACUCAUGCAGCAGCGUACAAGCUUUUAUUAUUUCCAACAUCGUCCUAAUGAAGGGCCACGGCAAGGGCUUGGGAUUCAGUAUAGUUGGAGGCAGAGACAGCAUGUAUGGACCGAUGGGGAUUUACGUGAAAACCAUCUUUCCAGGGGGAGCCGCGGCCGCUGAUGGAAGGCUACAGGAAGGAGAUGAAAUACUGGAACUGAAUGGCGAAUCUCUGCACGGUUUGACCCAUGAAGAUGCAUUACAGAAGUUUAAACAAGUGAAGAAGGGUUUGUUAACGCUGGUGGUGAGGACCAGUCUGCGGGUGGGAGCUCUGCCGGCCAGUCACGGGCAGGUGUCUCAGCUGUGUCGAUCCAGAUCUCUGAGCUCCAGCACGGGUAUAAGCCGAGCCAGCGCUGACCUGGGAGAAUAUAACUGCCUCAGUAACCCCGCCAAGCCCCAGGACAGGGUCAUGAUGGAAAUCACCCUCCAGAAAGAGUUUGGUGUAGGUUUAGGUAUCGGGCUAUGCUGUGUACCUUCAGCUGGGUGCUGUCCGGGAAUCUACAUUCAUACGCUGUCACCAGGAUCAGUGGCCCACAUGGAUGGACGUUUAAGAUGUGGCGAUGAGAUCAUGGAGAUUAAUGAUACGGUGGUUUGUAGCAUGACACUAAAUGAUGUGUACACAGUUCUGAGUCAGUGCAGCCCUGGCCCGGUCCAAAUCAUCAUCAGUCGACACCCCGACCCAAAAGUUUCUGAGCAGCAGUUAAAUGAGGCCAUCGCUCAGGCGGUGGAACACAGUAAACUCAGGAGAGACAGAAGUCAGUGGAGUAUGGAUGGAUUUCACAGCAGUCUGAGGAGAUCAGAAGGUUGUUCCCACAGCAGACAAAAGUGCGUCCGAUGUUUAGACCGGAGCUCAAACCAGUUAAACUGUAGACGGGCACAGAAGCCCAUGAUCCGGUCCUGCAGUGAAGGUGCCUACAGUCAUCGCUGUAUCCCUGAGAGUGUCAGCACUCAUUCCUUCCUACAACCUGAGCACGUCACCAGAGUGCAGAGCAUGGACGUCUCCUUAACCACCAACAGUGACAUUUCUCUCAAUAACAGACUGUCUCCAUUUACCGACGAUGAUUAUAACAUUCCUUAUAAAUGUCCAGUGAAUUUCAUUGGACAACAACCAAGAGGUGUGGUGAGAACCUCAACGCCAGGACCAGCAAACCAGACACAAAGAUGCUGCAGACGACAAGACGUUACCAGUCAGGAAGAACUGACUGAUUCAAGUUGCUCCAGUCAAGGUUCUCCGGUGAGAGAGAAGGAUCUACUGGCUUCUCAAAGCAACUGCCAGGAAGUGGUUGAACGCUCAGAAGUCGGAAGUAAAGCGUCUGCAUGUAUCUCUGAAACUAAACCUGCAGUGGCAAGUGACACAACACACAGAGAGGGCAGAGAACACAGAGGUCCAAAAAGCCCUUCACCCGUGUGUAGUCCGAGCAGACGGGUCGGUUUAAGACGGCAGGCUUGUGUGGAGGUCAGUACAGAUCAACAACUUGAUCCCUGGGUCAAGAUCACAGAUAGUCCGGAGAACCAGUCCUACUGUUCCAAAACCAUGAGUGACCUUAAUGGGGAUAAUGAGGUUAAUGGCACACCUUCAGAAUGCACCAACGUCACCUCGGACUCCUCUUCUGAACAGACACCCAAUGUUAAAAAAGGCCCCCCGGUGGCUCCGAAGUCUGCGUGGGUACGACAGAGCCUGAAGAACAUUAAGUCUGGAAAACCAGUUAAAGAGGCUUUGAAACAACCGGACCAUCGGAGCCAGGACACCGGCAGAACCUUUGGGAGUGGUCUGAGGAGUGCUUCAUCAGGAGGCAAUUUGUCAAUUAGGCAGAAGAUCAGUUCGUUUGAGACUUUCUCAAAUGCAGAAGCAGCAGAAAGGCCAAGCAGGCGAGUGGCCGCGGCAACAUGCCCUCCUCUAAUAGAGAAGACAGCUAAAACACAGACAGCAGACUAUAGCAAUGCAGGGAGAACCAAGGUUGUCACAAGUAACUUAGAAAGUAAUGAUAACUGCCAGUCUCUACCAACAAUUUCUGCUUCCAUACAGCCUGCAGGGGAAGAAAAGCAAUCAGCUUCCCUUAGUUCAAAUAUUGCUUCAGACCACCAUUCUCUAGAGGAAGAAAAGCAACCAGCUUCCUUUAGUUCAAAUAUCGCUUCAGACCCCCAUUCUCUAGAGGAAGAAAAGCAAUCGGCUUCCCUUAGUUCAAAUAUCACUUCAGACCUCCAUUCUCUAGAGGAAGAAAACCAAUCUACUUCUCUUGAUUCAAAUAUCACUUCAGAGUCCUGUGAGCCAAUACUCAUUGAGGAACCCACAAGCAUCCUGAAAGAGCUUCCACCAGUUGCCGAGACCGAGCAAGAACCUGCACCUUCUCAAGAACCUUCUCCCCCUAUAAGCCACGUCCCACGGAGAUCAAGCAGCUCAAAAGAAGGUACUUCAGAAAAGCCAUAUUCAUCCGAAGGUGUUGGCACUCACACCGUAAGCUUGAGAACCAAGAGUCUACCCCUCAGUCCCUCAGAUGCCCCCAGUCAAUGUGGCCUGGAAGGGGAAAGUCUGGGGAUCAUCUUGUCUUUCAGCAACCAGGUGUCCAAUGCUUUGAUGCGGUCCAUGCAGUCACUGCCUCAAUCUCCUUGUGUCAGAUUUGGUAACCCCUGGGGUGCCCCACCAGGAUCCCCUCUUCAUAAUCCUGUAGAGCAAGACUCGUCAACCGAAAAGCCCCCACCGACCCUAGAGACCAAUGAGAGGGGGUUCUCUGUAAGCCUGGCCGAACUGAGAGAGCGCACUAUUGAGAGAGGGGAAGACUGUGAGAAGGUAGAAGAGACACCCGAACGCCCCCUAAACUCAGCUUCGGCAGUCUGUGCCCAAUCCAUGAUCUCAGCCCUUCCGCCGGAGGAGAUCCAGCAGAUGAUUCAGGAAGUCAAGGAUCUGGACGAAGACACGCUAAGGCAACUGGAAGACAUCCACGUUGUGAUUCUCCAUAAAGAGGAAGGAGCUGGCUUGGGUUUCAGCAUCGCUGGAGGUAUCGAUCUAGAGAACAAAGCGACUACAGUCCACAGGGUUUUUCCCAGUGGCCUGGCCGCUCAGGAGGGCACCAUAGAGCGAGGUGACGAAGUUUUGUCCAUCAAUGGGCAAACACUGAAAAACAUCACGCACAGCGAUGCCACGACGAUACUCAGGCAAGCUCGCAACAUGAAGCAGGCGGUGGUGGUGGUGUGCAAGAAUAAAGAUGCGGAGGGCAAAGAUGCUAACGCUAAUGAGUUUAGCUGCAGCAGUGGGGCAGACAACAGCUUCACAGGAGAUGACGUAGGUGAAGUUGUAACUCUCGAGUUGGAGAAGAAUGCAGGUGGGAUCGGAUUUAGUCUUGAGGGUGGAAAAGGCUCCAUAAACGGAGAUAGACCACUGACUGUCAACAGAAUAUUUACAGGGACUGAUGCCGAGCAAAAGGGCCUGAACUCAGGCGAUGAGGUGUUGCAGAUUCAGGACUCAUCUUUGCAAGGUCUCACGCGAUUCGAAGCCUGGACGAUCAUCAAAGGUCUCAGUGACGGACCGUUUACACUCGUCAUUAGGAGAAAAAAAUGUGAGCAGGACUAAACUUGCUGUUUAAUGUGAAAUCAACUUGAUUUUCGCACCAUUUCGGGCCUUACGGAAGAUGCCUUUACUAUUUUGACACGAAAACGUCAAAAUAGAACGGUAUAUUAAAAAAUAAUAAUUAAAGAAAUAGUUCACCCUAAAAUUUAGUAUAAUGUAUAGUUUUGAAUAUACUUCUUGUGUCUGCCAAAUGCGUAAAUGUAAUGAAAGUAUCAUAAAAGUGGUCCAAAAUAUAUUGCAGUAUACAUAUUCAUUCAAAUAUUUCCAUAAAAGUUAUACAGGUUUGGGAUGAUAUAAUGGUAUUGUUAUUUUAGGAUGAACUAUUUCUUUAAAAUUCUUUUCUCAUUCAGUUGUCCUAGGAUCUGUUUGCUUUGUUUUGCCAUUAAUACAUAUUGACAGCUGUGUGACAUCUGUGCAUGAUGUGCAACCAGUCAUGCUGGUAUUGUACAGUUUCACAUGAUCAGGGAUUAAAAUAAGAACACGAUUAUUUUCGUCUACCUGUUUUGAAGCUAAGAUUUGCACAACCCUGUAUAUAAAUGUUUAUUUCAGAUCUAUUUGUACACCGUUUUACCAAAGCAAAGUGUAAAGAACACGCAUUGCCUUGCAUCGGGUGUUUAUGGAAAAGAGAAGAUUAUUCAGGAUUAAAAUAUUUCAAAGUUAUUUUUUUGCUUGUUUGGAAAUGCUCCUCAUAUAAAAUGUAUCAUUAAAGACAAAAUGAUUAUUCUUUAUAACAUUCGCCACCCAGAAAGCCAACGACUCUGGGCCGGGUCCGCACCGGAGCUGCUGACUUCGGUGGGAAUCUGGCUUGGAGUCGUCUGCUUGAUUUCAAAAAUAUCUUCAAAAAUAACAAGCAUUCACCCUGUGACAGUUAAGUAAACUAACUAGUGCGCCAAUCACUGCUAGUUUUCUGGUGAUGUUAUUUAUUAACCCCUUUCACACACGCAGCUAUAUAUUUUCACCACAAAACGCAAACAAAUUUUUUUUAAUAAUAAAAAAUCAAAUGCUUUGGUUAUAGACUGUAAAAUCUACACGUAUAUAAUUUAAAAUUGUACACAUUUUAAACAAAAUGAGUUUCUUCAUUUAUGACCCACAAAUUGCAAAAUUACAUUUCUGAAAAGGCCUUUACUGUAUGUGUGAAAGGAGCUAAAAACAUUAAAGUCUUCAAAUGUUGAAAUUGUUGCAACAAACACAUUUUACAGUAACAUUUUAAAGUUUUGUAAUGUUCAAAUAAAGUAACUAGU